Solanum verrucosum is the source of this 1182-nucleotide messenger RNA. RefSeq names its product fasciclin-like arabinogalactan protein 2. The record is from RefSeq and is a predicted model, not a curated record. The transcript has 2 exons. The coding region runs from base 1 to 1182 and encodes 393 amino acids. NCBI's taxonomy places the organism in Eukaryota, Viridiplantae, Streptophyta, Magnoliopsida, Solanales, Solanaceae. Gene Ontology annotation, cellular component: plasma membrane.
AUGACGCUCUCGUUGGAGAAAUCCUCGAUUUCUCUAUUACUCUUACUAUUUCUCGCUAUCACCACCAUCUCCUCAGCCCACAAUAUCACUCUUAUACUCGCCAAACACCCUGAAUUCUCAACCUUUAACCGUUAUUUAACCCUAACUCACUUAGCUUCCGAAAUCAAUCGCCGCCAAACCAUCACCGUUUGUGUGGUGAAUAACGCAGCCAUGGGCGACCUUCUCGAUAAACAGAUGUCCAUUUAUACUCUCAAGAAUGUUCUCUCUCUACAUGUUUUUGCAGAUUACUUUGGUUCCAAGCAACUUCAUAGGAUUACUAAGGGAACAACCCUAACUGCCACUCUUUUCCAAGCAACAGGUGAGGCUCCCGGAACCUCAGGGUAUGUCAACAUCACUAACAUGAAAGGUAAAAAAGUAGGGUUCGCCACAGAAGACAACGAUGGUCAUUUCUCAACAAAUUUCGUCAAAUCCAUACAAGAAAUCCCUUACAACAUCUCCGUCAUACAGCUAAGCAACAUCAUCACAUCCCCCGCCGCGGAAGCUCCCGUGGCUGCUCCGGCAGACGUUGAUUUAAUCGAUUUAAUGUCCAAAAAAGGUUGCAAAGAAUUCGCAAAACUUUUACAAAAUACCCAAAUUUCGAAACAAUUUAUCGAUCUUAUGGAAAAUGGUCUAACAGUUUUUUGUCCGAUUGACAAAGUCGUUAACAAUUUUUUACCUAAGUACAAAAAUUUAACAAAAAAUGGACAAAUUUCUUUAUUAUUAUACCAUGGUAUACCAGAUUAUCAUUCUUUAGGUAUGUUAAGGUCAAAAAAUGGAUUUAUAAAUACUAUGGCAACAACAAAAGGUAAAAAUAAUAAAUAUGAUUUUUCUAUAAAAAAUGAUGGAGAUAAUGUAAAAUUAGAGACAAAUGUUGUAACAGCAAAAAUUACUGGAACUUUAUUAGAUGAGGAGCCAUUAGCAGUUUACAAAAUUGAUAAAGUUUUGCAGCCAAGCGAAUUAUUUAAAUCACAAUCUAUUAAUUCCGACAAUAGCGCGAUGGGGCCGAGUUCCGGUGCUGAUGAUGGUGAUGGUGAUAGCAAUGAUGACGGUGAGACGACUAAUAAUAAUGGGGGUAUGAUUAUGAAUGUGAAUGGUGGUUGGUUUGUGGCCUUUGUUUUGAGUAUUGGUUUGGUAUUUGGCUGA